Molecule: messenger RNA, 1897 nt
Organism: Nilaparvata lugens (brown planthopper)
Lineage: Eukaryota; Metazoa; Arthropoda; Insecta; Hemiptera; Delphacidae
Product: MKI67 FHA domain-interacting nucleolar phosphoprotein
Exons: 5
Coding region: 117-1187 (356 amino acids)
Biological process (GO): maturation of LSU-rRNA from tricistronic rRNA transcript (SSU-rRNA, 5.8S rRNA, LSU-rRNA)
Cellular component (GO): nucleolus
Molecular function (GO): RNA binding
Source: RefSeq, a predicted model, not a curated record
CUUAUGAUCCAUUUCCUUUCUAUUUUUAAAGGUUCACUAACGUUUUUCACGUGCUUGUGUAUAUUUAUCAUUAUCUUUUCUUCAUAAACAUUAAAUAUUAUUGAUUUCAGUUUAAAAUGAAGAAGCAAGUAUCUCUCCCUAGUAUAGUGAAGACAAAAAUAAAUAGUAAAGUAAAGGAUAAACUAUUUAAAAAGAAGAAAUUUCGCUUGUUGCACAAGAAGAGAGAACUGAAACAGUUAGUCAAAAAUCGAGGAGUUGUACACAUCAAUCACAUUCCACACGGAUUCUAUGAGGAAGAACUUUUCAAAUACUUCUCUCAAUUUGGUGUCCUUACAGCUGUCAAGGUCCCACGCAGCAAUAAGACUGGGAACGCGAAAGGAUGCGCGUUUGUUGAAUUCGAUGACAAAGAUGUGGCGCAGGUAGCGGCCGAUGCCAUGAACAACUAUCUUAUGUACGAUUGUCUUCUCAAAACCAAAUACAUUGCCCCCGAGGGACAGAAGCCGAUCGCAUUCGACAGAAAUGGCAAGCCCUGGGUGAAUCGAAGCCCGACGUUUGCGGCUGAUAUGAGAAGGAAAGCUGACAAAAGGAAUAAGGAGAAGCCGGUCACAGAUCUCGAGGCUUUCGCCAAGAAAACAAGGAGUUCUGUGGCCAAACUGCACAGGAAGCUAACCUCCAGGGCCGGAAUCGACUAUGAGUUUCAGAUCAACGACGAUGCUCAACUACUGAAAGUUACUAAAAAACCGGAAGACAGGACACCGACUGAUGAUGGGGAUGACACUGAUGACGACAUCAAAGUCAAGAAACUAAAGAAAACUUCGAAAACUGACCUGGCACAAGCGGCUGUCAAGAAAGCGAUUCACAAGGGUAAGAAAAAAGUGCUCCAAAGUGACACAAAGAAAACUCUGGAAAACACUACGAAAGCUAUCAAGAACACCACAAAAGUGAUGAAGAACAACACGAAAGCAACCCUGAAAAAAGUUGUGGUUAACAAGAAAGAAGCGCUGAAAAAUACUACCAAAGAAGUGAUUGCUGGAAAGAAAUCGGGUAGUGUGAAGACACUAAAAGAAGCUAUCAAAGACACUGGCAAGAAAAUUAUCAAAAAGAGUGCGAAACCUGUGAAAGAAGCGAUUCAGCAUAAUCGCCUAGGCGCUCUAGGUGCGCGCAUGUGUCGUAACCAGUUAAAGUAAGAAAAAAUUGUUUAAUUUUAACCAAUAAAGUAAUGUAUUAUAUUGUAAUGUAGACCAAGUUGAUUUUAAAACCACAUAAGUGCUGAUUUGCAACGCAUCUCUGUUUAGCUGAGCAGGAAGGGAAUGCCAUUGGCUCUCAUGCAAAUGUGUAGAUAUAUUCCCAUAUGAACCAAUGAUAUGUUUUCAAGUUUCUACUUUUUCACUCUAAAAUUCAUCAAGUAAAGUAACUACAGAAACAUUCUAUGGCAGUUUGUCUAUUCACUAUUAAUGCAAAAAUUACGAAAUUGGUAAUACUAUACAGAAACUUAUGAAAGUAUUUCCACUAAAAAAUAUUACUUAGUGGUAGGUGUACAAUUCACUUUCAAAGCAAACUUACACAUUUUAAUCAACAUCAUUUUCAAAUUUCCAUUCACAAGAUUGAAAUCUAUAUGUGAAACUUAUUUUAUUGAGAGAAGUAUAAGUAAGUAGCCAUUUAAAAUGUUUAAAUUAAAAAUACUUCAACCCAAUUAUUUUCUAAUAAUUAGAAAAUAAACAUUUAAACCUUAAGAUUACUACAGUUACUGCUUUUUGAAGUUUGCAAUAAUUACGGCCAGUUGCACGAAAAUCCAAUCAAAUUUAACCGUCAUGAAAUGAUGUCAUCUAACGGAAGCAAUGUCUUGGGAACCAAUGUACGAAUAUGACAUCAAUGCAAUUACAACAUGUUACGAUGA